AUGCUUCCAUCAUUUUCCAAAUCAAAUGGUGCUUACGCUGCAUUAGCUGCUGGAGCUGUUGUCGGUGCAUACGCAUAUAAAUCACGUCUACAACGAAAAUAUGAUGAUGGAAUUGAUCUGAAAAAUCAAACAGUUGAAAUCGAUUCCGUCGAACAUAUUCGUCGUUGUACUUUUUAUAAAGAUAUUGAUAUUUUUUCGUUUUAUAAAAUAAUUUCUCCUACUGUACAAACAUUAGGUGAUAUUUUCUAUUAUGGUUAUUCUGCUUCUAACAACGGACCAUGUGUAGCUUUUCUUGAUCCAGCAAAUAAAACAGAACCACUUAAUUGGAUAUCCUAUUCCAUGGCAUUAGAACGUAUACGUCUGAUCGGUUCACAUUUAGGGACAGACGCUAAACUAACUCCAACACAAUCAAAAGUAGCUAUUAUUUCAGUCAAUCGACCAGAAUAUGUAUUUGUUGAACAUGCAUGUUAUAUGUAUGGAUUUAUUGUUGUUGGUCUUUAUACAACAUAUGAUUCAUCAACUAUUCUAUCGAUCCUAGAUAAGACACAAGCUGAAGUAUUUGUUGUUGAUAACUUAGAUCGUAUUGACUCAUUUAAAAAUCAAUUAUUGGAAAAGAAUUAUAUAAAAGAAAUUCUUGUUAUGGAUGAUGUAUCAAGUAAAUCGAAUGAAAAAAUAAAGAACAUUCCAACAAUUUUAAAAACUAUGCAACAAUCAGAUGUUCGUCCACGACCUAAGAUUGAUCCAGAGAGUAUUGCUACAUUUAUUCUAACAAGUGGAACAACAGGUGAACCUAAAAUUGCAAUGUUAUCUCAUACAAAUUUUUUGGCAACAGUAAAAGGUAGUAUUGAACGUCGACAACGUGCUAAUAUAGCAAUUCCAUCUGUUACUCGACAUUGUUCAUUUUUACCAAUGGUACAUAUAUAUGAACGUUUAAAUCUGCUCCGUAGUUUCCUUCAUGGUACACAAGUUGUUUUUUGUCCAAUACCCGAAAAACUUUUUGAAUAUUAUUCAAUUGUAAGACCAACAGGUAUUGCUAUGGUACCAAGAGUUUUAAAUAAAAUUUAUGAUACAAUAAUGACUGAAGUAGGAAAAAGUAAAAUAAAAUGUUUUCUUAUUUCAUGUGCAUUAUAUUAUGAUCAACCAACAUUAUUUUCACGUUUUAUUUUUCGAAAAGUAAAAAAUUUAUUUGGUGGACAAGCUAUUUCGAUGGGAACUGGUUCAGCACCAAUUACACCUGAAGUGCUACAUUUUUUUCGUAUUGCACUUGAUAUACCUAUUAUCGAAGGAUAUGGUCAAACUGAAUCGACAGCUGCAGGUACAAGUACACAUAUUGGUGAUAUCUCAUGUGGUACUGUUGGUUCACCUGGUGCUGCAGUUGAAAUAAAACUUAUUGAUAUACCUGGUACAAAUUAUCGAAGUAAUAAUAAUCAAGGAGAAAUAUGUAUGCGAGGCCCAACUAUUUUUAAAGGUUAUUAUGGUGAUGAAGAGAAAACUCGUCAAACUAUUGAUGAAGGUGGUUGGCUUCAUACUGGUGAUGUUGGUGAAUGGACAAGUAAUGGUGCAUUACGAAUUAUUGAUCGUACAAAACAUAUAUUUAAAUUAAAUCAAGGUGAAUAUAUCGCACCUGAACGUCUUGAAGAUGUUUAUAUUCGUUCUCGAUGGGUAGCUCAAAUAUUUGUUGAUGGAAUAUCAACAGAAUCAACUGUUAUAGCAAUUACUAUACCUGAUCAAAAAUAUGUACGAAGUCAAUUUCAAACAACAAAUCCAAAUCUAUCAUUUGAAGAUUUAUGUAAAGAUGAAAAACUUAAAGAAAUUAUUUUAGCUGAUUUAAAACGAUUAGCUAAAGAAUAUAAAUUUAAAUAUUAUGAAACAAUUAGUAAUAUUUAUCUUCAUCCAGAAGCAUUUUCAAAAGAAAAUCAUUUUGUUACAUCAACAUUAAAAACUCGACGAACAGCAGUUCGACAUCAUUUUCAACAUAUUAUUCAGUCACUUUAUCAACCCAUUGAUAAAAUAACGAAACCAAUUAAUGUCGAAGAACAAUCGAAAUUAUAA
Molecule: messenger RNA, 2052 nt
Organism: Rotaria sordida
Lineage: Eukaryota; Metazoa; Rotifera; Eurotatoria; Philodinida; Philodinidae
Source: the annotation of a GenBank genome assembly